CCAUGGUGAUGGUCAACGUAUUGAGGAAGAGAGUCGUAGGGGUCGGAGGCAGAGAGAUCGUAUGCCCUUCUACCUCCUCGAUCUCGUCAUCCUAGUAGAGAGGGUUCUCGAUGGUAUGAUGAUCGCGAUGCUGCUGGGUCUCCUCGACGAGCCCGGAGCCGGUAGCAGUGUCGCUGCUGUGAUGGCCUAA
Messenger RNA from Perkinsus marinus ATCC 50983, 190 nucleotides. RefSeq lists its product as hypothetical. The transcript has 2 exons. NCBI's taxonomy places the organism in Eukaryota, Perkinsozoa, Perkinsida, Perkinsidae. The annotation marks the transcript as partial. The record is from RefSeq and is a predicted model, not a curated record.